Rotaria sp. Silwood2 is the source of this 969-nucleotide messenger RNA. The record is from the annotation of a GenBank genome assembly. NCBI's taxonomy places the organism in Eukaryota, Metazoa, Rotifera, Eurotatoria, Philodinida, Philodinidae.
AUGCGUUUGCACCCGUAUGCGGCACUACUGGAUCGACCUCCAACAUAUUAUCUUGACUGGGCUCUAAAAGAAUGGCAAUGGUUUGAAAGAAGUGGACUGAUCAAUGGUAAUUAUUUGAUUAAUGAUGGAUUGAGUUCAUUCAGUCAAGCGACCAGCACAUCGUAUAGAGAAAAUCUGAACCGUUUGAGAGAUGGCACAUGUCUCAAUAACAAUGGAACCACUUGGACUUACAAUCAAGGUGUUAUCCUAUCAGGUUUAGCACUAUUAUACAAUGCAACACGCAAUACUACUCUGCUCGAUAUUGCACAAAAGAUAGCAGAUGCUACCAUACAACGGCUGAUCUACUCUGACGGAAUAUUAAAAGAACCAUGUGAACCAAACUGUAACGAUGAUCAAAAACUAUUCAAAGGCAUCUUUGUUCGUCAUUUGGCUUAUCUAGUACCAUACCUUACAGAUGCAGCUCAUGUACAACAGUAUCUUUCAUUCUUACAACAGAAUGCCGAAUCUGUUUGGACGUCAAGGCGUUGCGAAGCUGAUGGAUUGUAUAGUUUGAUUUGGAGCAAUCAAUCUUCCAACAGUUGUGAACCAUUACGCAAUACAUCAUCGACAUCAGCUGCAUGGGAUUUAUUCAUAUCGGUUGCGAAAACUAAACCACCAUCAAUCAGAUCAUCAUCGAACUGGACGUUGCUAGGUCUAGGCAAUUGCAUGGACGAUAAGAAUGCUAGUAUGCCAAACUUUUCCAAAAUGAAUGUCACUGAACCUGUGUGUCGUGCAACAGCAGACCAAGACCAGGGUGCCGUUGCAUACGAUCAUCAGCUGGGCUGUAAUGGUUUUCAAUUUUGUCGCAUACGAACACUGUCUGAUCCUCAUCUAGCACCUCAAGGAUGGUCUUAUGAGAAUGGCACAGCCAGAAAUGUGACACGAACAAAUAAAUUUCCAGUUACGGGCUGUUUUUUAAGAUUAGUCUAG